AUGUCAAAGGUCGCGAUCAUUGACGACUCGAAUCCCGCGAUUGAAUACACGGAAGGAGCAUGGUCAGGCGUCGAUCAUGCAUUUACGAGCACGAGUAACGAGUACAACUCGACGAUGCACUACACCUUUGCAUCUGGUACGACAAUUAGAUACACCUUUAGAGGCACUGGGAUCACGGUCUACGGGACUAUCAAUCAGCCCAAAAACUACGGAUUAGCCGUCUCGACAUAUAGAAUUGAUAAUAAUCCUGCAGUCAGCUUCAACGCGUCCGGAGAAGUCGCCUAUCCUAAUCAGGAGGUCACAUUCUCGCAUAUCCCGUUCUACAAAUCUCCGACGCUCAGUUAUGGUGAACAUACUAUCCUCAUCACCAUUAGUAAUGUCGAUAGCGCUGCCAAUCGACGGUACAUCUUCGACUUUUUCACCGUCACGGGUAUGACCGACGACGACAUGGCGCGAGCAGGCGCGUGGACCAUUGUGGACGACAGAGACCCGAGUAUCAGUUACAACGGGGCCUGGUUGAUGGUCAGCAACUCUGCAGAGUAUGCCUAUACCAGUCGAAGAACUCCUCAGGGCGUGAACGCGACCGCGACGCUCUCAUUUACCGGCGACAGUAUCUCGGUAUACGGGACGAUCUACAACGACUAUGGAAGUGUGCCAAUCGUCGCAUUUCUCAUUGAUCCUGGUACACCGAAUCAGGUGUAUAGAGAUACAGGCGUCCGUGGCCUGCUCGCCCACCGAUUUUCCCAGCCCCUCCUCAUUCUGUCUGGCCUCAGUGAUGGACCACAUACAAUGCAACUCAUUGCGCUAGGAGAUCGUGCGCCGUCUUGGUGGCUGGACUAUUUUGUGUAUGGAUCGUCCAGAGUCUUGACAGGGGUCGCAGGCGGAAAUAGUGGUGGAGGCGGUGGGAUGAACACUGCAACUGCAGAGACAGAUACUCUUGUCGGUGUCACGACGCGGACUACGAUGAUCACAACUGGCGGCACCGUUAUGCCUGAGGUCCAGACGAUCAGCAACUUUGAUCCCGGGCUUCCCCAGUCAGGUGGAAACGGGGCCACUGUUCAAUCCGGUCCUUCUGUCUCCUCCUCCUCUCCAUCAAUAGAUCAACCGACCGGCUUGCCUGUUGCGGCCAUCAUCGGUGCAUCCAUCGGCUCUGUGGGGCUGCUGGUUAUCAUUGCCUUCAUAGUUUUUUACCUCCGUCGUAAACACAAAAAAGUUCGCUCGCCUCAUCUCUCUCCAAGCGAAGGGGAUUACGGUGCGCUGAAGGGCUCAGCGACACCUGAAGGGAGAAAUAGUCGAACGCUGGCGCAAUACCCUUUUGGCACGCAGAAAGGGGUACGGCCAAGAGGAAGUAGGGACGGGGAACAGGCAAUUGGUCGUGCUCAGAUGGAGUUGCGCCCAUUGAACCAGCGGAGCGAUUCACCAGAUAAUUCGGUAUUCAUCAUCCCGCCAGAGAAAUAUCGACCAAGGAACAAUCGUACUGAAGUAUUUCACCCAGCUGCUUCAAGUUCAGGGUCCGAAAGGCGGACGUCUGUGGGCACGUCGCACGUCGAGUCGAGAGAUUCGUAUCUACGACCACCCGGAUUAUCUGAUCGUAAUAGAACGGAGUCGUCGAGGCUGAGUGAUAGCGUAACGCCCGAGACAGAGCCAGAGAGCAGGUCCGAGAGGAACAGAGCCGGGAGGCAAGAAGACAUGGUCCCAGACUCGCGUCGUGGUCGGGAGGAAUGGCACGAGUCUUCACAGGAUGACAGUGUUUACUUGUCGUCGGACAUUCACAAUGGGCAUGCAUCGCACUUGAAAGACGUGCCGCGUAAUUCCGCCUCUACUUCCUCACGACAGAGGGAACAACCAAUACCUGAACGGACGCGACGGGUGCCCGUUCGAGAGGUUGAUGCCGGUAUUCGGUUGGAUCAUUGGACCUACGACGAUGAUGUCCCAGAUACACUACCGCCUUCGUACUCUAACUACGGAUAG
Molecule: messenger RNA, 1971 nt
Organism: Serendipita indica DSM 11827
Lineage: Eukaryota; Fungi; Basidiomycota; Agaricomycetes; Sebacinales; Serendipitaceae
Source: the annotation of a GenBank genome assembly